Messenger RNA from Solanum verrucosum, 771 nucleotides. Its product is annotated as GATA transcription factor 19-like. Bases 1 to 771 code for a protein of 256 amino acids. Gene Ontology annotation, molecular function: zinc ion binding; DNA-binding transcription factor activity; sequence-specific DNA binding. The transcript has 2 exons. NCBI's taxonomy places the organism in Eukaryota, Viridiplantae, Streptophyta, Magnoliopsida, Solanales, Solanaceae. The record is from RefSeq and is a predicted model, not a curated record. Gene Ontology annotation, biological process: flower development; regulation of DNA-templated transcription.
AUGAUGCAUCGUUGUAGUGGGAGUAUGGUUGGUCCAUGUUCAUGCGGUCUGUUUCAUAACCAAACCGGCACUAAUACUACUACUUCUUCAUCUGCAUUCUCAAUGCUCUUCCCCGAUGAAUAUUCGGAAAACAUGUACUGUUUUGCUCCUUCAUCUGUCGAUUGUACUCUUUCCUUAGGAACUCCUUCUACUCGCCUUAUCAAUGACGACAAUCAUGAAAAGAGAUCAUCAGUUUACUCUAAUAAUCAUGAACGUCGUCGUUCUUCCUCUAACUGCAUGUCCAAUUUCUGGGAUAUUCUUCACCCCAAACAACAUCUUACUACUCCUCCUUCCGCUCAAUACAAGUCCACUCGUGCUCCCAACAACAACUCUACUACUGAUCCCCUUGUUGCUCGCCGCUGUGCUAACUGUGACACCACUUCUACACCUCUAUGGAGAAAUGGCCCUAGAGGACCUAAGUCACUUUGCAAUGCGUGUGGAAUUCGUUUUAAGAAGGAAGAGAGAAGAGCGAGUGCAGCAACAGCGACGGCUAACGGUGGAGGGGGAAUGGAAACGACGACGCAUAAACACUGGGUUCAUCAUCAUCACCAUUCACAGCCUACAAAAAUGCCUUGUUUCUCUUCAGCUAGUUAUGGAAAUGGUCAGUUCAGGUUCAUUGAGGAUAAUGAACAUCACCGUGACUCCGAUGCUACGGCCACCGGCAUCCCGUUCUUUCCUUGGCGUCUCAAUGUUGCUGAUAGGCCUAGCCUUGUUCAUGACUUUACUAGAUGA